Molecule: messenger RNA, 354 nt
Organism: Boeremia exigua
Lineage: Eukaryota; Fungi; Ascomycota; Dothideomycetes; Pleosporales; Didymellaceae
Exons: 2
Coding region: 1-354 (117 amino acids)
Source: RefSeq, a predicted model, not a curated record
AUGCCUAAAUCAACUGGGCCCCUGCUAGAUCAACUUACAGGCGCAUCGCAAGCAUCUUCCACAUCCGGCAUGACUGACAGCACAACGUCCGCCGCUGACAAGCUCGGCGCCAACAAGACCACGAAUGCCAUCCCUCAAGAGAACCCUAGCGUGAUCUCUUCUGCGGGAGUAAUCGGCAAGCAGUUCAAUCCCGACGGGGCCAUCGGUUCCAUCGGCCAGGCGAUUGGCGGCCCCUUUAGUAAGGACGGCGUCAUUGGUAGCCAGUUCGAUGCAAGCAAGGAUGGUAUUGCAGGACACGUAGAGCGUGCGGUUGAUGGGCCUAGCAACCCCGCAGGCAGUGGCAAGAAAGCAUAG